Rangifer tarandus platyrhynchus (Svalbard reindeer) is the source of this 246-nucleotide messenger RNA. The record is from the annotation of a GenBank genome assembly. Lineage: Eukaryota; Metazoa; Chordata; Mammalia; Artiodactyla; Cervidae.
AUGCUGAAUGGAGUGUGCGGUCAGCUCGCCUCUGUGCUGUGGGGGACAACCCCGCUGCCACCCAUCAUCACCAACUCCGUGCCCCCCCCCCAGGUGUCUCCACUCAGAUAUGAAGCAUCAACAAAUGAAUUGAUCAAUGAAGACUUAGGAAUAGCCUGUUCAAUUAUUGAUGGGAUUCCUAACAUGAUACAACAGGCAGCUAGGAUGACACAUCAAAAUAAGAAGCAAGAAGAAAUGGAGCAUUAG